AUGGGCUCAGUCGUCCUCAACCACGUGCCGGAACAGAUCGACUGCAAGAUGUUAGGAGGCACGCGCAACUCCGAGUACACUCGCGCUUCCCAACUAGAGGGUGGCUCUAGAUCGACCUCCUCCAACUCGACCCCCACUUCCACUACCGCCCCGCCAACCGCCGUAGGGUCUGCUCGGCUUCCUGCGCAUCUGGAUGUCCCCGCCUACAUCAACUCCCAAACCCCUUCGCAGUCUUCCACUCGGACUCCCUCCGACCAUCCAUCCCAUCCCGCGCCUUCGAUGACCUCCCACUCAAAUCAUGGGGCUGCUCGCGAUCAUCCGUCCUAUCCCAAUACAGCCACUUCACAAUACUCCGGCCAUGCCGCAUCCGACUCGAUGACUUCCGCGCCCAACCCAUAUAGCCGCGCCUCUCCCGCUCCCGAGUCGCCGCGCUUGCAGCCGACAUUCCGAUCGAUGCAGUCACUAGGAGGAUCGGAAGCAAACUCGCCAAGCCGCAUUCGUGUUCAGAGCUUGUCUCACAUCCAGAGCCUAGCCAGCGAAGAAUUCCUGGCGAGGUCUCACGCCCCAGGCCAUGGCACGCAGCCACGCCACUUCGAGAUCAGCUCCAUGCCCGUCACUGAAAUCAUUGAGAUGGUCGCCGGGCUCCUCACCAAGAUCACCACGACCAACGACACCCACCACGAACACGUGCAUCGCCACAUCCCCCCUCCCGACGGUGCCUCUAACCUGAGUCCGCAGGCGACCAGUGUGCUUGCCUUCCAUGGCAAGAACGUCCCCAGUAUCACCAUCCUUAGUUAUCUCACCCGCAUCCACAAAUACUGCCCGACCACUUACGAGGUCUUUCUCAGCUUGCUAGUCUAUUUCGACCGCAUGACCGAGCUUGUCAGUCGUGGGAAACAAGAUCCCAUACAGCAACGAUAUGAACCGUCGCCACAACCCAAUUCAGAACAGUACCACUCAUCGGCAGGCCGACAGGCGCAGGAUUCGUCGAUAGUCACACCACCCUCCUCGGCGGGCAUGACCGCUUCAGACCCCAAGGGCCCGAACGCUUUUAAUAUCCACCGAUUGGUCAUCUCGGGCGUGACCUGCGCGAGUAAAUUUUUCUCCGAUGUCUUUUAUACCAAUUCUCGCUACGCAAAGGUUGGAGGUCUUCCCCUUGUGGAGCUUAAUCACCUGGAACUCCAGUUCCUCCUACUCAACGAUUUCCGACUCGCCAUUCCGGUCGAAGAGCUCGAGGCCUAUGGUACAAUGCUUGUAGAGUUCUACGCCCGGGAAGUCGUUGUACAGCAACAACAAAUGGCCUCUCCUCGAGCAAUUCCCCCGUCCAUGUCAGAUUCCCAAUCAGACGUCAUGUACAUGCGGUCUCGCGACAAGCGGCGGGACCACGAAAUGGGGCAAACGCCAACGCCGCCUUGA
This is a messenger RNA of Penicillium cinerascens, 1416 nucleotides long. RefSeq names its product putative cyclin-dependent protein kinase complex component. Gene Ontology annotation, molecular function: cyclin-dependent protein serine/threonine kinase regulator activity; protein kinase binding. Gene Ontology annotation, cellular component: nucleus; cyclin-dependent protein kinase holoenzyme complex. The transcript is spliced from 3 exons. NCBI's taxonomy places the organism in Eukaryota, Fungi, Ascomycota, Eurotiomycetes, Eurotiales, Aspergillaceae. Gene Ontology annotation, biological process: regulation of cyclin-dependent protein serine/threonine kinase activity. Bases 1 to 1416 code for a protein of 471 amino acids. The record is from RefSeq and is a predicted model, not a curated record.